AUGAAGAGCUUUUACAUGUAUUUGAUCCUAUCUUUAUUCCUUGUAUUUUCUCUGAAAAACUUUAGGCUUGUAUGUGGCCAAGAUCCUACAUAUGGAUUCAGCCCUGUCCCAUUGACACGAGCAAAUUUUGAGCUGCAGAAGCCAUAUGACAUACCACUAAACCAAAGGUACAGCUAUAUUAAUGGCGUUCAUCGAUUAUGGGUCUAUGCUGAUGAUAAGCCUCAUGAUCCUAGCAGCCACACUCAGCCUCGCACAGAAAUUCGCAUUACGGGACUGGACUACGAUUCUGGGGUUUGGCAAUUUGAAGGUCAUGGUUUUGUGCCAAAUGGAACAUCUGGUGCUACAGUAGCUCAGAUCCAUGGUGCGGCACAUGGUGCUACCACACUGAUACUAAGAAUAUACAACGGAGAUAUGAGGUAUUACAGUGGAGAUUUGGUGGCUCAGAACCUUUAUGAUAAGUGGUUCAGACUUAAUAUCAUCCAUGAUGUGGAUGGAGGAAUGGUGACUGUGUUCAUUGAUGGAGAGCAAAAGUUUCAGACAAAGGAUCGAGGGCCAGGAGACUUGUACUUCAAGUGUGGGGUUUAUGCUGCAGGUUCCAAUAUAAGCUACUACAUGGAAUCAAGAUGGAGAGACAUCAAAAUAUAUAGAAAAUGA
Gastrolobium bilobum is the source of this 654-nucleotide messenger RNA. Its product is annotated as citrate-binding protein-like. The transcript has 2 exons. NCBI's taxonomy places the organism in Eukaryota, Viridiplantae, Streptophyta, Magnoliopsida, Fabales, Fabaceae. The record is from RefSeq and is a predicted model, not a curated record. The coding region runs from base 1 to 654 and encodes 217 amino acids.